Molecule: messenger RNA, 4968 nt
Organism: Leishmania mexicana MHOM/GT/2001/U1103
Lineage: Eukaryota; Euglenozoa; Kinetoplastea; Trypanosomatida; Trypanosomatidae
Exons: 1
Coding region: 1-4968 (1655 amino acids)
Biological process (GO): intraciliary retrograde transport
Cellular component (GO): axoneme; intraciliary transport particle A; ciliary basal body
Molecular function (GO): protein binding
Source: RefSeq, a predicted model, not a curated record
AUGUCUCUUUUCGUGGUAAACACUCCCAACCAUGAGGGGCAGCUGAAGGAGCACCUCAUCGCAGCGCACAAGCGCAAGCCGCUCCUCGCCACCGCGUGGGUGAAUCCGCCCUCAGUGCUCAUCACGAACAGUGAAGGUGAGGUGCUGACCCCGGUGACGGAGCCUGCCGGCUCGACGGGAUGCACGCAUCAGCCAAUGGCAUUGACAUGGCACCCCAGCGAGGCGCUUCUCUUGAUUGGGUGGAGCAACGGGGAGAUGAGCUUGUGGUCGAUGCCGUCGGUGAGCAGCCUUGCCUUGGGUGAGGACUACACCGCGGCAGCCGCACUCACCGCUGUGCAGUCCAUUGCAGCGAGGGCGGCUACGCAAAGUGACGUGGAGGGCGCAGUUCGCGAACACGGCGCCGGAGCAGUGCUGGCCGCGGAGUGGUCGACGCGUGGUCUGUAUCUCGUCUCCGCAUCACAGCAGCGCCACGUGGUGAUGUGGAUGCUGGAGCAGACCCCCACCGAGACGAGCGUCAGCUUUAAGCUGAAGCCCCUCUGGUCCGUCCAGGCGUGUGAGCCAGUUGUGGGCAUCUUUCACGUCCCUGGCAAGGCCGCUCACUCUCCGACAGCGUUCAAUGCGUACGAUGGCGCUGCCGCUGCCGCUGCUGCAGAGGGCGGCGAUGACGACAUAAGCUUCCUUCUCGCCGACGGCAGCAGCUCUCUAGCGGCCAUCAACGAGGAUCAACAGCUUUUUCCGUGCGUAAGACAGCAGGAGGCAAUUGUGUCCGUGCUUUACGACGCCACAAGCCGCACCCUCGUUACACUUACCACAACCUGCAUGGUUGAGGUGUAUCGUGUAGGCGAAGGCAUCAAGGGUAGCUCGAUGCUGCGGCGUAAGCUAUCGGCUCCCUCCACCACGGCUACUACGUCUGCCGCGACGGGCGGGCGGAUUACCAUGUCAAUGGUGUGGGCGUCGCCUGGUGUCGUGGCCUUCGGCUGCGACGAUGAUCGCGUGCGCGUCUUAGACCUCUCGAACGAGUCGAUGGAUGUGCUGAUGCUCCCGCAGCCGGACCUGCACGUGUCGUCCUUGGCGACCUUCGCUGCCAAAGGCAUCCUGACGGUCGGUACCGUGGAGGGCGUCCUGGCGGUUUUUCAGCACCGAGCUGCGUCCCUGUCGACAGUCCACCAUGCUUUAGAGGCGAGGGAAACAACGACCAUCAACUCCCCGUUCGCUGCGGCUGCCGGGGUGGCAAGCCAGUGGGAGGCGAUAGCGGUGCACCAGGUUGGCAAGUGCGUCGACCGAGUUGUCUUCACGGCUUUUGGCGAUGUGGCGUUGUGUCGUGGUGGCUCGGAGCUGCAGGUAUUGCACGAGAUCAUCCGCAAGCGCUCCUGGGACGGCGUCGCGGCGGUGACGCAGAUUUCGUCGGACAUGGUGGUGAUCGAGAGUGUCACGGGAUGCCAGUGCCUGCUACAGAAUAAGGGGAACGUGCGUGGGCUCUCCAUCGCGUUCCCCAACAUCGCCAUAUGGAACGGGUCGCAGAUCGACCUAUACAUCAUCAACGAGGUCGCAUCCGAAUUCACGUUCGUGAACUUUGUGAUGACGACGAGCCCUGCCUUCGCCAUACACCGCGACGGCCUCAUCUACGUCAAGGGCAACCGUAUCAUAUUCGAGACGAUGCAGCUCGCCCCCAUCGCACAGAUGACUUUUACCGAGUCCGAAGGCAUCCCAGUGAUCAUAGACAUUAUGAACGACUACCUCGUGGCGGUGUCGUCGAAGAACUACCUGCGGCUCGCCCGGGUUUCGUCGCGCGAUUUACAGCAAGUCGGGCCAGCUCGCCCGCUGACGUUUCCCAGCGCAUCAGAGCCAACUCCCUCGGACACUGCUAGUGGCGCACCAGCAGCGGGGCCAUUUGCCGCCAAAGACACCAAUGCGCUCGAAGUGUCGGUGUCCACGGCGCGUGUGAACGCGCAAGGCCGUCGGGUCGCCUUGAUGACCAGCCUGGGACCCCUCGCGCUGCCUGAUACGCGCAUCUGGGUGUACGACUCCGACACAGACAAAAUGUCGUCCUUUGACUUCGGCAGCCGCAAUGAGAUGCCGAACUCCGUCUACUGGAACACACCAGAGCCGAACACGAGCACCAUCGGCGAGUUCGAGUACAUCCUGCUUGCCUGUGAGACAUACCAGAUCCACAUGGAUGACAAGAAGGCGGCAUCAGAAGAGGUGGCGACGCCAAAGGCCGGUACGGACGGCAUCAACGACAAGAACGGGAGCGCCGAUCGCCCAGCUGGCCAGGAGAAUUUCCCCGAGGCGUUGCAGAACAUGGAGAACUACGCAGAGAAAAAGGCUGAGCUGGAGGACGCGCGCCGCGGGUCCGUUGGCGCCACAAACUACGUUGCCCAGCGCGCGCACAACAUCGUCACGUUGUUCGCAACGCACGACGGGCUGGUCGUGCAGAACGUUGCGUCGAUGCGACGCUAUCAAAUUUGUCUGGUAGGCCUCACCAUCCCCGACUUCCUGCUCGCCUCUGUGAAGAUCAACGGCAAUCCGAGCAACGCGGAGGACUACGUGAUUGAGCAGAAGCGGUUGCGCGACUUUGAGGGCCUAAAGUCGGAUAAGGACGUGGCUGUGCGGGAAGCGUUGAUGAAGUUUAGCUACUACGCGACCAUCGGCAACAUGGAUGAGGCGUACCGGUGCGUCAAGAGCAUCAAGAACCCGGCGGCGUGGCAAGGGCUGGCUCGCCUGUGCGUGACGAGCGGGCGCCUCGACGUGGCGGCGGUGUGCUUGGCUACGAUGGAGGACUGCGUGGCCGCACGUGCCUUGCGAGAGGCCAGAGAGGAGUACCCAGACGACAAAGGCGUGCAACUGGCGACGCUGGCGCUCGGCCUGGGCAUGACUGAGGAGGCAGAGGAGCUACUACGCAAGUCGAAGCGGUAUGACCUGCUGACCGAUGUGUACAUGGCGUGCGGCAAGUUUGAGCACGCCCAGCGUCACUCCGAGCGGUUUGACCGCGCCCGCAUUCGGCCGGUCGCGUACAAGUACGCGCAGUUCAUGGAGAGCCUUCAGAACAUGGAUGCCGCCAUCAUGUGGUACUACAACGCCAAGUGCGCUGGCACCGAUGUCCCACGCAUCUUCUUCCAGACAAACCGUAUGCACGAGCUCCGGCAGCUGAUGGUGACGCAGAGCCAGUCGCCAUCGCCGUCGGCCGGCGCCAGCGCGCCGACGGCCCAGCCAGGGCGCGAUGAGCGACAGUCCGCCUUUGCUGCCACCUUUCCACAAAAUCGUGAGCUACUGCUGUGGUGGGCGCAGCACAGCGAGCGGCGCCGCAAUGUGCAGGAGGCGCUGCGCUUCUAUCACGCUGGCGAGGAUGUGUACAACAUUGUUCGAAUUUUAUGCUCACUGACGCCGCCAAAGCUGGACAGUGCAGUGCAACUCGUGAAUAAGGAGAUGGAAAAGGCGAAGACGCGCUUCCAGCAGCAGCAAGCCUUUGCCGCGGCAGCGCCGAUGCACUGCGGAGACGACGACCAAGGAGAGCCCGAUCCAGUGGGUGCCGCGUACUUUGUAGGGCAGCUGUACGAGCGACAGGGCAACGCUCAGCUGGCGCUGCAGUAUUACCAGGCUGCCGGCGCAUACCGCAGUGGUGUUCGCGUCGCGUGGAAGACGGAGCAGUACGGUACCGUAGUGAACCUGGCGAUAAAGAGCACUGACGAGCGCCUGAUGCUCGAGACGGCGAUGGCGCUAGAGAAGCAGCAGGCGUACGACAAGGCCGUGCAGCUGUACCGCCGCAUCGGCGCCGUGCAGUGCGCCCUCGAUGCCUGCGUGCGAGGCGGUCUGUAUGAGACCCUGCACGAGGUGAGCGCCACCUUCGCCAACGGCUCCACCGAUCCAGCGGUCUUCCUCGGCAUGGCGGACCAUUUCCAGAGCGAGGGUGACUACCAGAAAGCGGUGGAGAUGCUCCUCUUCGCGAAACAUUUUGAUGAAGCGCUGAAGCUGUGCGAGACACGCGGUGUCACUCUGACAGAGGAGAUGGCAGAGUCCAUGACGAGCGACAUGGGCAAGCUUUCCAUGGAAGAGAGGCAGGCGGUGCUGCGCCGGGUGGCCCACAUCGCCAAAGAUCAGGGCAGCUGCUCUUUGGCGUGCAAAAAGUAUACGCAGGCUGGCGAUCGCGUUAAGGCAAUGCGGAUGCUCAUGCGUGGCGGAGAGACAGAGAAGGUCAUCUUCUUCGCAAACCACUCGCGCAACGUGGAGAUCUACACCAUGGCCGCAAACUUUCUGCAGUCGCAGAACUGGAGCACCGACGCGAGCAUCUACAAGAGCAUCAUUCUCUUCUACACAAAGGCGAAGGCAUGGACGAAUCUUCUCGUCUUCUAUGAGUCGUGCGCGCAGCUGCACAUCGACGAGAACCGAAACUACCCCGAGGCGCUGCGUGCGCUGGAGGACUGCAUCGCGAUGACCGAAAGCGGGUCAGCAGGCAAGGCGAACAUAGACAGCGACAAGGUGGAGCAGCUGAAGCGGCGCGUCGAGGUACUGAAGGCGUUCGUGAAGGCGCAGAAGACGGUCGACUCCAUGGUGGUCGCCGACCGUGGCUCUGUCGCGGAGAAGGCGAAGGCGGACAGCGUCAUCGCCUCCUGCUCUGAUAUCAUCAAACGCAGCCGCCCUUCCAGCCCAGAUCAUGAUCUCAUACAAGACGCCCUCCGCAUCGGUGACGUGUUUGCUCUCAUGGUGCGCUUUUACUUUGACAAGCUCGGUGAGUCGAACAACGCGCUGAAGGUGAUGGAGAGCAUGUCGAAACACGGCGCCGAUCCGCAGCUCUUUAUUGAGACCGACUACAUGGAGCGGGUCUGCCAGGCCAACGGCAAGUCGCUUGCUAACGUGCUGCCUGGCGUGAUGGCGGCCGGUGCCCCUGGGGCAGUGUGGGAGGGAGCCCGAAAGGAAAGCACGGACACACGACGUUCCAGCGUGAUUGAUGAAGUAGACCGAGCCGUCUAG